AUGAUGAUGAUGAACAGAUUCCGUAUUUCUACAAUAAGUAAUUCAAUCUUUCAUAACAAUAGAUUUACGCAAACAACUACAACAUUGCAAUUCCGUUCUUAUUCCACAUUAAAGGUUCCAUUAAGAGUUGCUAUCGUUGGUGCUCCUGGUUCAGGUAAAGGUACACAAUCUGCAAAGUUAGAAAGAGACUAUGGAUUGAAACCAAUUUCAACCGGUCAGAUUCUAAGACAAGCUUCACAAGAAGAUUCAGAAUUGGGUAAAGAUAUCAAAUCGAAAUUGGAUGCAGGUCAAUUACUCUCUGAUGAAUUUAUGUUUAAAGUUGUAAAAGAAUAUCUAUCAAAGAUUAAUACAUAUUUAUUAGAUGGAUAUCCAAGAACAACUCAACAAGCAGAGGAUUUAGACAAGUGGUUAGCUGACAAACAGACACCCUUGGAUUUUGUGUUAUAUUUAGAUGUUCCAGAGGAGGUAUUAAUCGAGCGUAUUCAAGACCGUUGGAUCCAUCCUUCGAGUGGACGUGUCUAUAAUUCGACUUAUGCCAAACCAAAGGUACAAGGCAAGGACGAUGUAACCGGCGAGCCAUUGGUGCGUCGUUCCGAUGACAACGAAGAAAAGAAGAUCAAGGAUCGUAUCGAAACAUACCACCGUGAGACCAUGCCAAUUCUCAAACACUACCAAAACAAAGGUAAAUUGGUAUCAAUCUACUCACCAACCUCUGACGUAGGCUAUCAAUCGAUCACCUCACUACUGAAUCAAUAUUGUAGCAAUGGUAAACAAUUCAUUACAAACAACAAUAGUACAGCGGCCAACACUUCAUCUUCUUCAUCCUCCUCAUCAUCAUCAUCAUCAACAACAUUCCAAACUUCGACCAGCUCCACAUCAUCAGUAGGCGUAAAAACUUCACCAUUUUAA
Messenger RNA from Heterostelium album PN500, 909 nucleotides. RefSeq names its product adenylate kinase family protein (gene adkB). Gene Ontology annotation, biological process: nucleobase-containing compound metabolic process. The coding region runs from base 1 to 909 and encodes 302 amino acids. The transcript is spliced from 4 exons. Gene Ontology annotation, molecular function: AMP kinase activity; ATP binding. NCBI's taxonomy places the organism in Eukaryota, Evosea, Eumycetozoa, Acytosteliales, Acytosteliaceae. Gene Ontology annotation, cellular component: cytoplasm. The record is from RefSeq and is a predicted model, not a curated record.